Molecule: messenger RNA, 1139 nt
Organism: Trichoderma virens Gv29-8
Lineage: Eukaryota; Fungi; Ascomycota; Sordariomycetes; Hypocreales; Hypocreaceae
Exons: 2
Coding region: 1-777 (258 amino acids)
Biological process (GO): ubiquinone biosynthetic process
Cellular component (GO): mitochondrial inner membrane
Molecular function (GO): lipid binding
Source: RefSeq, a predicted model, not a curated record
AUGGCCUCCCCUUGCAUCUCGCGCGCCGCACGAUGUCUGGGCUCGACCGCCCGCGGCCCAAUCGCCCGCCAGACAGCGCCAGCCUCGUCCCUCUGCCAGCGGCACUACCACUCGUACGACCAUCCAUCAACGCCGCCAUUUGGCACCGUCGACAGGUCUAUCCUGGCCGCCGCCUACAAGCACGUCCCUGAGCAUGGAUUCUCUCUCCGCGCCAUUGGCCUUGGCGCCCGCGAUGCCGGCUACCCUGAUAUCAGCUCCAGCAUCCUGCCCGACGGCCAGUUCAGCCUGAUACGCUACCACCUGGUUGCGCAGCGCGAGAGACUGGCUGACAAGAGCCGCGAGCUGCUCAAGGAUGAUUCGCUCGCCACCGUCAAUGACAAGGUGGCUGCCUUGACAUGGGAGCGACUGGUGGGCAACAAGGACAUCAUACACAGGUGGCAGGAGGCCCUGGCCAUCAUGGCGCAGCCCAGCCAUCUGCCCAAGUCGCUGGCUGAGCUGGCUGCCCUGUCCGACGACAUCUGGUUCCUGGCGGGCGACAAGGCCGUCGACCCGUCGUGGUACACCAAGCGGGCGGCUCUCUCCAUGGUCUACAGCUCCAGUGAGCUCUUCAUGACCAACGACAGAUCGCCGUCCUUUUUCGAGACAAGACAGUUCUUGCAUCGAAGGCUGGGAGAGGUCCAAUCUGUGGGGGGCACCGUAGGAGCCGUAGGCCAAUGGGUUGGCUUUACGCUUAAUGCAGGCGUUAAUGUCUUGAGAAGCAAGGGCGUCCCUAUCUGACGUUCUAGACACAAAAUCCGCCCCCAAGCCACAUCCUCAUCCCUGUCUAAUUAAAUCAUAAGAGUCAUGUACAAUAGUAUCAGCAUCUCAAGGCUCCCAACUCCCAACGAGUUUGCUCGCCACCAUUUUAUGUAUAUACACCAUCGCCUAUUGUUUUUUACCGCCCACGAAUGAAUGGCGUCCCAGCAUUAUUGCGCAAACUAUUCAUUACACCUUGCCCACAAAGUAUGUUCACAGGCCGGCCAUGAGUGGCAGGCGCUGGCUCUAGAUGAGGGUUCGUUGGCGGGGAUCGGUCAAGCUGUAAGAUAGAGAUUUGAGAGUUAGCCAUGAAAAUCGCAAAUCACUAGAAAGAGUAAAAUGUC